Molecule: messenger RNA, 1505 nt
Organism: Vombatus ursinus (common wombat)
Lineage: Eukaryota; Metazoa; Chordata; Mammalia; Diprotodontia; Vombatidae
Product: serpin B6-like
Exons: 6
Coding region: 1-1131 (376 amino acids)
Biological process (GO): negative regulation of endopeptidase activity
Cellular component (GO): cytoplasm
Molecular function (GO): serine-type endopeptidase inhibitor activity
Source: RefSeq, a predicted model, not a curated record
AUGGAUAUUCUUUCUGAAGGAAAUGUCACAUUUGCCAUUACUCUUCUGAAAAAACUUUGUGAAGAAAAACCACGAAAUGUGGUGUUUUCUCCCCCAAGCAUCUCGUUUGCCCUGAACAUGAUCCUGUUGGGAACAAAGAGAGAAACGGCAGCACAGAUAGCACAGUUACUUUCUUUAAACAGAAGUAAAAAUACUUUCUGGGGAUUCAGGUCACUUCUUGCUGAAAUGAACAAGUCAUCCACCUGGUAUCUGAUUAAAACUACCAACAAGCUCUUUGGAGAAAACACUCUAAAUUUCCUCACAUCCUUUAGGGACUCCUGUUUCGAAUUCUGCAAUUCAGUGAUGGAAGAUGUUUGCUUUUCUCAGGAAACAGAGACUGUCAGGAAACACAUAAAUGCUUGGGUAGCAGAGAAGACUGAAGGUAAUAUUUCAGAGGCUCUACCUGAUGGUCUUGUUGAUCCACUUAGUCUGCUGGUCUUUGUGAAUGCCAUCAACUUUAAAGCAACCUGGGAGAGGGCAUUUGAUCCAAAACACACAGAUAUUGAUAUUUUAAAAGUCAAUCAGCAUGAGAGAACAACAUUGCAGAUUAUGAAGAACAAAGAGGAGUUUCUGACAUCUCCUUUAGAGGAACUGGGUGGACAGCUAUUCAUCUUUCCCUACCGUGGAAUGGAAUUAACCAUGAUCCUUGUCUUUACUUCUGAUAGUGAUCUAACUAAGUUGGAAAAAGGGCUUACCUAUGAAAGAUUUCUAACCUGGACAAAGCCAGAAGCAAUGGCCUUGAUGGAAAAUCAUGACAAGACAUUUUUACUCCCCAAAAUCAAGAUGGAAGAGACCUGUGACUUGGAGCAUGUCCUCUACAGUUUGGGAAUGUCAGAUGCAUUUGAUGAGCAAAAGGCUGACUUUUCUGGAAUGUUGAUGCUCAAACAUUUGUAUUUAUCCAAGGUUUUACAUACAUCUUGCCUGGAAAUCAACGAAGAGGGCAUCAAGGCAUCUGCUGCCACUAUAGCAGCAGAGAUACCAGCAGCUUCAAAGAGAGAUGAAGAACUAAAGGCUAAUGGUUUCUUUCUAUUUUUUAUCUGGAGCUAUAAAACCAAAAGUAUCCUGUUCUGUGGCAGAGUUUCCUCUCCUUAAAGAGAUGCAGUCACUAUCCCCAGAACAUUUUCUCUUUUGCUACUUCCCUGACCCUCUCUUCCUAAGAUCCAUAAAAAUGCUAUCUGUGUGCAUGCAAGCCAUAGUAACCUUAGGUAGGAAACAAAAAUAUGUAAAACACUUUAUUGUGAAACUUUGCAUAUGGACUAUGUAACCUUGUAAAUUUUCAUCCUGACAGGCACUAGGGAUAAGGUUAGGAGUGUGAACAUUUAGAAUGUAAGAGGAAAAGCCUGUACUGGUGUGACCUGGGUAGGAGGGUCUAAGUCUAUCAAAUAGUCUCUCUUCUUUGUUAUGUUCUUACAUCUUUAGUAUAAGUAGAGGGAAUUAGUCAAUGAUGUUCAUUGAGUCCUUGUAGG